AUGCAAGCCCGAGGAUACCGUGGCUCUCGGGCGCUUAGUGGCCGUCAGGACGCCAGGGGGCGGGGCGGGGCGGGCGAGGCAGGGCCGCGCGCGCCACGUCGAGCGCGCCGCCGCCUGGGCCCUCCCUUCCUGAGGGGCCUAGCCGCGCCCCCGCAGUGGGUGGGGCGGAGGCGCUUUCUCGUGCGCGCGCGGGCACAAGAUGCGGCAGAGCGCGCGCGGCGGCGGCCUUCCCGUGAAUUUCCGGGUGUGUUUAUUUUCAUGCGCGUGGCCGCGACGUCCCAGCUGGGCCCGCAGGCGGGUUUUGAAAGCUCCGCGGUCCUGAGGCGGAGAGGCUCCCUUUAUUUCUGUGCGGAAGGAGUAAGGGGGCCGACCGUGAGGAGUCUGAGGGGGUCAGCGACCCGCGAGGACAUGAAGUAG
This is a messenger RNA of Rangifer tarandus platyrhynchus (Svalbard reindeer), 417 nucleotides long. Lineage: Eukaryota; Metazoa; Chordata; Mammalia; Artiodactyla; Cervidae. The record is from the annotation of a GenBank genome assembly.